GGGAUUGGGAACGACCUCACAGUUCGACGCCUUACGGAGAUGUGUCAGAAGCAUCGCCCAAGACUUGUGUUCCUUUCUGAGACGAAGAAUAAAAGGCUGCUGUUGCAAAACAUUCAGACCGACUUAGGAUUUGAUCAUUUGUUUACUGUUGAGCCACUUGGACUCAGCGGAGGUUUAGUUUUAUUUUUUAUGGAUGAAUUUCAAGUUAAUGUUUUAUUUUCAAAUAAUCGUAUGAUUGACAUUGAGGCAGUCAUUGAUGGAAUAAAAGUCUAUAUGACGUUUGUUUAUGGAGACCAUGUAUUAGAAAGAAGAGAUCAAGUUUGGGAACGUUUUACGCGUUUCUCAACAACAAGAAAUGGACCUUGGUUCAUGAUAGGAGAUUUUAAUGAAAUAACAUGUCAUGAUGAGAAAGCAGGAGGAAGACAAUGUCCUGAUAGUUCUUUUCUUCCUUUUAAGCAGAUGCUUAAUGAUUGUGGUAUGCUAGAAUUUCCUUUCACAGGUGAUAUGCUUUCUUGGGUGGGGUAGAGGGCAGGAGGAUCAACAGUCCGAUGUCGUUUAGACAGAGCUGUAGGAAAUGCAGACUGGCAUGAGAAGUUUCCCCACUCGGCUGUAAAGUACAUGAGGCUAUGGGGAUCGGAUCAUCGUCCGAUUCUUGCAGAUAUACUCAUAAAGCCAACGAGAAGAUCCAAAAAGUUUAAAAAUGGUUGGAUAAUGAAGAGCUAAGGCAAGUUAUCCUUGAGGGAUGGAAAUCUCCUGAUCUUCCUCCCAAUGCGUCUAUCAUGGAACAUAUUUCCAGCUGUAGGAGAGCCUUGAGUGAAUGGCGAAGGCAAAAUAAUGUCAAUUCGGCAAAAUUAGUGGAGGAGCUUAAAGAAAAGGUGAAAGGAUUGUAUGCAGAUGAUAAUGCCACAACUGAGGAAAUUGCAGCAGCCCUAAAAGAACUCUCAGAUGCCCUUAAAGCAGAAGAGAUGUUCUGGAAGCAGAAGAGAUAUUCUGGAAGCAGAAGAGUCGGGUGUUUUGGUUGAGAGAAGGAGAUAGAAAUACAAAAAUUUUCCAUGCCUUGACGAAGCAAAGAAGAGCAAGGAAUAAGAUCAUACAGCUCCUAGAUGAGAAUGGAAAUAUUGUUGAGGAUGAAGAAGGAUUAGUAGCCAUAGCUACUAGUUAUUUUAGGCAAAUUUUUGAAUCAUCGAAUCCAGAGGAAAUUGAGGAGGCGUUAGCUCAAGUUCCAACAACGAUCACUGGUGAUAUGAAUGCCAACCUUACAGCCCCGGUCUCUGAAUGGGAAGUCAAAUUAGCGCUUUUUGCCAUGCAUCCAGAGAAGGCCCCAAGACCAGAUGGGAUGACUGCGAUUUUUUACCAGAAAUUCUGGGAUAUAGUAAAAGAGGAUUUAACUCUUAUGGUUAAUAAAUUCCUGUUUGAGGGGGUAAUGGCGAGUGGACUGAAUGAUACAAAUAUAUGUCUCAUCCCGAAGGUAACCAAGCCGAAUGCAAUGGCUCAGUUUAGGCCCAUUAGUCUGUGCAAUGUCAGCUAUAAGAUAAUCUCUAAGGUCUUAUGCCAGAGGUUAAAAAAAGUACUACCAGGCUUGAUAUCGGAAACCCAGUCAGCCUUUGUUGCUGGGAGACAGAUUUCAGAUAAUGUUAUGAUCGCUCAGGAAAUGUUCCAUGCAUUGCGAACAAAACCAAGUGGACGGAAUAAAAGGAUGGCCAUCAAGACAGACAUGAGCAAAGCAUAUGAUAGGAUGGAGUGGUCCUUUAUUGAAGCUGUCCUACGAAAGAUGGGAUUCUCAGAGACUUGGAUCAGCUGGGUCAUGCGAUGCAUUACAUCGGUGAAAUAUAAAGUUCUCAUGAAUGGAGAGCCAAGAGGGAAUAUUACUCCAGGUAGAGGAUUACGCCAAGGAGAUCCUUUGUCUCCUUUCAUUUUUAUUCUAUGCACGGAAGCGCUCGCUAGCCUUCUUAAUCAUGCAGAGAUACAAGGGAAGAUAACAGGGAUGCGUGUUACACGCACGUGUCCGUCGGUAUCCCACCUUCUCUUUGCUGAUGAUAGCCUUUUCUUCUGUAAGGCGGAGCCCCGUGAAUGUGAAGAAGUAAUGAAAGUAGUCAGAAGAUAUGGCAAAGCAUCUGGUCAAUGUAUCAACUUUCAUAAAUCGUCCUUACUCUUCGGUAAGCGGAUUAAUGCAACCACUAGACAAGAGAUCAAAGAUGCACUUGGGAUACAGAAUGAAGGUGGAAUGGGUACAUACUUGGGCAUCCCCGAAGACAUAAGCGGAUCUAAAUGCAAACUUUUUGCAUUCCGGAAAGAUAAGCUGGUGCAUAGAGUGAAUGGAUGGACAGGUAGAUGGCUCUCAAAAGGUGGGAAGGAAGUGUUGAUUAAAUCCAUCCUGCUUGCUCUCCCGACAUACGUCAUGUCGACUUUCCUGCUCCCAUUGGAGAUAUGCGAAAAUUUAGCCAGUGCCAUCGCCCAAUUCUGGUGGAGCUCGAAUCCACCAAAGAGAGGUAUACACUGGGCAAAAUGGGAAAAAGUGUGUCUACCAAGAGAAGAGGGUGGAAUUGGCUUCCGAAUGAUCCAUGAGUUCAAUCUGGCACUUCUGGCUAAACAACUAUGGAGACUAGUACAGUUUCCUGAUUCUCUUGUCCCUCGAGUUUUACGGGGAAGAUAUUAUAGAUUGAGCUCUCCCUUGAGAGCAAACGCUGUGACCAGCCCAUCCUAUGUGUGGACUAGCAUUUCUGCUGCAAGAAAAUUGCUAUUAUUGGGCAUUAGACAGAAGAUUCAUUCAGGCUAUGAAGUUAAGGUAUGGGAGGAUCCAUGGAUCCCAUCGACCCCCGCGAGGCCAGCUGUCUCCAUAGCGCCUGUGAUGCAUCCUAAUAUGAGAGUAAGCGAUCUUAUUGAUCAGGAAUCAAAGGAAUGGGAUGUGGGACUAUUGGAGAAUUAUGUUCAUCCUGAGGAUAUACCACUCAUAAGGAGUUUGGCAAUAAGUUCAACUCAUCGUCGUGAUACUUUCUGCUGGGACUUUACAAGAAAUGGCCAAUACACGGUCAAAUCUGGAUAUUGGGUGGCUCAGAAUCUAUUAAAGGUAGCGGAGGAAAAGGAUGUUUUAGAGCCAAGUAUUACAAAGCUCCAAGCCUUUGCGUGGAAAUUGAAGGCUCCUACGAAGAUAUGUCAUCUUAUAUGGCAGUUGUUAACUGGUCAUGUGGCAGUAACGAGGAACUUAGUUAGACGUAAUAUGAGGUGCGAUAAUUAUUGCCCAAGAUGUAGAGAAGUGGAGGAGACCGUUACACAUGCAAUUUUUGAAUGCCCGCCAGCUCUUCAAGUGUGGUCUCUAUCAUCUACUCCGACAGGUCCAAAUAUUUUUCCGGUUUCGAGCGUCUACGCAAAUAUGGAUUAUCUAUUCUGGAGAAAGAAUAGUAUCAUUAGGCCAGAGCAAGAUAGGGACCCAUAUCCCUGGAUAAUAUGGUACAUUUGGAAAGCUAGGAAUGAAAAGCUCUUCAGGGGAAUAGAUAGAGAUCCAUUGGAUCUAGUUAGACAUGCAGAGAGGGAAUGUCAAGCUUGGUUUGAUGCUAAUGAAGUGGUACAACCUGUGGCACACGAUAAUAUAAAUGAGGAACUCCAAGUCGUACGCUUGAGAAAUAUUUGCUUGUUAGAUGGAUCUUGGACAUCUUCUGCUAACUUUAGUGGAAGCGGAUGGGCAUGGAUGGAUAGUUCUGGGAACACGCAACUUAUGGGAACAAGGAACCUUCCCCCACGCGAAUCAGCCUUACACUCGGAAGUAGAAGCACUGCGGUGGGCGAUGGAGAAUAUGCUACAAUAUUCGACCUGCCAAAGCUUUGGGACAGACUGUAAGGAACUAAUUGCAAUGGUAAAGGACCCUCAGGCGUGGCCAAGCUUUUCGACAGAAUUGGAAAGGAUAGAGACGCUACAGAUAUGCUUCCCAGCAUUCAAAAUCUCCCACGUUCCACGGACGCACAAUCGGACUGCUGAUUUUUUGGCUAAGACUGCUAGAUCUUUUCAUAGGGAGUUACAUUUUGUUGGUUGUUUUAUUCCGGUUUGGUUAUCCAGACCACCUCAAGUUUGAGUAAUAGAAUGGUCUUUUGACGUCAAAAAAAAAAAAAAAAAACGGAUAAAAUA
This is a messenger RNA of Brassica rapa (field mustard), 4119 nucleotides long. RefSeq lists its product as uncharacterized. Gene Ontology annotation, molecular function: RNA-DNA hybrid ribonuclease activity; nucleic acid binding. The record is from RefSeq and is a predicted model, not a curated record. Lineage: Eukaryota; Viridiplantae; Streptophyta; Magnoliopsida; Brassicales; Brassicaceae.